AUGCCACGCUCAUCCGCUGCGGGCAGGAAGAACCAGAACAAUCGACACGAGAAUGGCCUCGUCGGUCCCGGCAAGAAGGUAACCAAGCAGAAGUCCAGUGGCCAUCUCAACGGCUCGCCCGGCAACGGCAACGCUACCAGCUCGGGCGCCGCCGCACCGUUCGAUCUUCCCUCGUCUCGUUCCACCAGUGACUCCGCCGUCAACUCUUCGACUGCCGCGUGUAAGGGUGUGGACGGGACCAAGGUUGCUGGCAAUGGGCAUGGCCCGGUGAAUGGACAUCGAGGUGUGGACAUGGCGAACGGCGAAGUGAACGGCGCCACGCCGCAUAAUAACGGCAUGGCUGGGUCGGCUUCUCGCAAUGGCACUACGAAACGAUCGGUUUCCAACUCUACCAUCAAUCCGCUUCACCUCGCGUCCACAAUUCUCAAAUCGUGUCCCAUGUACGACACGAUUGCCAUUUUGAUUUUUCUGCUACAACUUCCGCCGAUGGUUCUGACUUGUGUGCAAUUCCUGUUCGCGUCUUUGACGUUCAUGCCUCCGAGUGGCGGUGCCGCCGGCUCCCUGUCGUCGAAUUUCGACAUCUUUCAGGGCCCGGCUGGAACGCCCUCGAUGGGCACUAUGAUCGCCAUGGACGGGUUCUGCCUGCUUUUCUGGGGUCUCUUCAUGUGGACGUGGGCUCAAAACUUUGCAAUUGAUCUCGCCCACGUUCAGGUCGCCAUUACUUUGGGCGGCGGAGGCUCCGGGAAAAACGGUGGGGUCAAUGCUCUCUGUGUCGGGAUUGUUCUGCUUCUUCAUAUCGUCCGCAGCAAAGGCAUACAAGAAUUUGUGACAGGGCAUCUUGUAUCUGCCAAACUCAUUAGCCCUGAUCUUCUGUCGCAGUACUCGAAUAUUCUACCCGCCGAACUCCGUCGAUCCGAGUCGCAAUCCUCGCCAAGUUGGUUACGGAGUCUGCUCGCCAUUCACAUCUUAGCACAAGCCGGAACAGCGAUGGCGAGGAGGUCAAUGGCCAGGAAUCGAUCACCGACACCCUCGCGGACCGGCAAGCGUGGAGAUACAGAAGCGUCGGCAGGUUCACAGGGCCAAGCCGAUUCUGCUCUGGAGUCUGCCGCUAGUCUUUCGUCGUCUUUCGUGGGGCCGGAUGGUCAAUUAGUCAAGGAUGGAAAGGAUCGUCUUACUUCGGCCAAGAAACGCAGGAGGCAAGCCAACCAAGUUCGAAGUCGUCAACCAUUUUGGGCCGCACUCGCCAGUACCAAGGUUACAGUCAUGCGAGAAUACGAACAUUCUCGGGUCUUAUCGAAAACGGGACGUGGAUUGACUGAGGAUGACUUGCAGGGUGUCUCUGUCGAUGAUGGAUCGGUCUGGAUUACAGAUGUGGAUAGUUCUACGAUCAAGUUUGCCGCCGGUGACCUUGCCGAUGACUCCGUGACGCCAAGCUCGUGUGACGGCGACCAUAUAGAUUCGGAGUUUGAACCGUUCUAUGUUUGUGUCAAUGGGGCAUUGUGGGCAACAGCGACGAUUUGCAGGGCUUCCGAUUCCUCCAAGGGAUCUAGUAUAGUCCACUGGAAGGGAGAGAUCUCCGGUCUCGCCCCUAACUGUGCUUAUACCUGCUCUUUCGUGCGCAGCGAUACCGAUGAGGAAAUUUGUGCCAUGAGUGUCAAAACCCCCGCGACGACUGACAUGGAACAAGCCGUUUCCUCGGUUCCGACACCCCCACAGCCAACUUAUCGACCCUCGUCCCCUACGACUACGCUGAAGAAUUCUGUUAUCAAUGCCGAAGCCAAACUGAACGAGAAACGCUCUCGGUUGAAGAAGGCGAAGAACGACCACAAACUUCUCAUCUCGAAAAUUCGGAGGGAGCUAGACAAUUAUAACCAUCGACUUUCAAGUGGAACGGACGAGAAUAGGCAAAAGCAGCGUUCGCUCCAGCUCGAGCGAAAUAUUCGGCAAACAGAGGAGGCAACUGCGGUGUUGGAGGAGCAACUAGACAACAUGGAGAACGUGCCAGAAGAGGAGAUGGAGGAAUGGACUGCGCAAAAAGCCGAAUUCGAUCGGGAAUUGGAGCUUUUCAACCAGAUCAAGGAAGAGGUUGCCGAAGCUCGCCUUGCCUCGGCCCAGCAAGUGGCAACCUUGGAACAGGAGUUGAAUGUGGUGGUGCAGAAGCGUGAGCGUCUUCAGAGCCGUCGUGUCCGCGUCAACGAACAAUAUGAGCGCAUCAUAUCGGCCAAUGCUCAAGGGCUGAACGAAAGAGAGCGCCGCGCGGCCGAACAAUUUGCCCGGGAGCAAGACCACGCCAAGAUGGAAACCAAUUUCCACGAGCAGUUUGCAAGCAUUAGCCAGUCUGUGCAGGACUUCCAACUUCGCACAAGUCAACUCUGGCAGCAAGCUUCGGCCAUUGAACAGUCCAUCCAACAGCAACAACAGCAGAUGCUCCAAGAUUCUGGUCCUCUGACUCCCGAGGGCAAUUUGCCGGGCACCAAUCCCGUCAUCGAAUCUACAACGACUACUGGACGAGCGUUGUUGGGCCUCAGCUUCCCUCCUCUCAAGUCUAGUCCACUCCAGACUUCAUCUUCGCCUGUUCGUGCUUCGUCGUCGCAUCCAACCAGUCCUGUGCAGGAUUCCACUUUCGUGCCUCAGUUUCCGGCGUCUCCUCUCGGCAACGCCGGUUCUUACUUCGUCACUGACCUCAGCAGCCGGGAUCGUUCGUUCUCCAAUCGCUCCGCUCGCAGCAGUCAAUAUGGCUCGGAUUUCUUUGAGUCGCAUCGACUACCCGCGCUUCAGAUUGAGCUGUCCGACAUUCUUUCCGAGAAGCAGCAACGCUUCGGGUCGGAUGGCAACGGUUUUCUGCAGCACGGGGGUCGUCCUGUUCUGAGCCCUUUCCAGCGUGCCGCGAGUCGCGUUAGCGGAGCUGGUAGUGGCAGCGGCAGCGGCAGCGGAAGUGGCAGUCCCAGAUCGACACGUGAGUAG
This is a messenger RNA of Penicillium daleae, 2964 nucleotides long. RefSeq lists its product as uncharacterized. The record is from RefSeq and is a predicted model, not a curated record. The transcript has 2 exons. Bases 1 to 2964 code for a protein of 987 amino acids. NCBI's taxonomy places the organism in Eukaryota, Fungi, Ascomycota, Eurotiomycetes, Eurotiales, Aspergillaceae.